AUGAACAGCAAAAGGCACAUUCUCAAAGAAAGUUCAGUUCAGAGAGUUCAGAGCGACCCCCAAAGAGAGGAAAAGACCAGUGUCGGCCAUGGGUUGCUUUUCCGUCAGUCCACAGCAGACUGCAGCGGUGAUGAGGUCACUCACCCCAGGAAACUCAACGGUUCCUCUGUGGAUCCACCAAGCUACCAUAACCUGCACCGGGAGCUGCUGCUCAGCCACAAACGGGGCCUACUCCUGGAGGAGAAACCGGAGCUGAAGCGAGUGUUGGAGCAGCGCAGACUGGACCUGCACAAAGAGGAAGAGAUGGCCCGACAGAGGCCUUCAGAUCUGGAGACAGAGCUUCGCAAGAGGCAGCAGAAAUUACAAGAGUAUGAGCAGGAAGAGAUCAGGCGGCGGGAGAGCCAGCAAAAGAUCCCAGAGUUUGUCCGUGUGAAGGACAACUUGAGGCGAACACAGACGUCCGAGCAGUGAGGCCCAAAGGCUCCCAUCAGCCCCUGCAGUAUCUCACCAUAGUGGCCCUAUCUGAAAGUUCACCAUCUGCUGAGUCACACAAAAAACUGACCACAGAAGCACCAACUCAGGACACAUCCCAUAGUUUGUGAUAAACUGCAAUUUUAAAUGUACUAAAAAGGAAACAUGCAAACCACAAAACAAACCAAAAACCGCUUUGAAAUAUGAAAAAUUAAGCUCUGUCACAGCGUCCGAUGAAGGAAUGGCAGACAAUUUUAUAUUUAUUUGUGUGGAUCAAUAUUUGUGAGGGGAAAAUCACUGCUGUUAAGGGAAUGAAUCUCUUUUUUAAAAGCUUUUGUAUUCUUUUUUUUUUUUCAAAUGAACUUCUCCAUCCUCCUAAAUAAAAGGAGCAUAACAUUAUCUUGUUGUUUUAUUAGUUAAGCCUCAUCAUUCCAAUGCUUGACUUUCCAUAAGAUCAAAAUGUGGUUGUUAACAGACACAUUUCUCAACAGAACUGUUUUGUAUCAAUAGAAUUCCC
Labrus bergylta (ballan wrasse) is the source of this 988-nucleotide messenger RNA. NCBI's taxonomy places the organism in Eukaryota, Metazoa, Chordata, Actinopteri, Labriformes, Labridae. The record is from RefSeq and is a predicted model, not a curated record.